Ilex paraguariensis (yerba mate) is the source of this 1633-nucleotide messenger RNA. NCBI's taxonomy places the organism in Eukaryota, Viridiplantae, Streptophyta, Magnoliopsida, Aquifoliales, Aquifoliaceae. The record is from the annotation of a GenBank genome assembly.
ACAGUGCGAAGUCUGAAGUCCGAAGCUUCUCUCGCAUCUUCCGCGUCUAUGCUUCGCCUUGGUUCUCUUUUGACGUGGAGAACGGGUCAUUGCAGGGUGUAUUUUCUCUGAAAUUGCAAGCUUUGAUCUUUGAUCUUCUAUUAAUAUAUUGAAGGGUCUUCGUUGUUGGGUAUAGAUUUUGUGGGAAGAGCUUCUAAUUCAUUGCAUUGUUUGUGUGAACUUGCUAUCUGAAGGAUAAGGCUACAAUGCGUGCACCUUCAUUGCUUGCACAGUGCUUGCCUGGCUUGGCACCUCAUGAUCGUGGAAGUCACAGCAUGUCCACUAUUUCGGAGAGGGAUGUGCAUCUCCCUUCUCCGGCUGUUGAGAUUCUCCCAUCAAAGGCGGCUCACACUUACAAGUGUGCUGAGGACAAUGUAGACUUGGCAGGAAUCAACAUGUUGAAGGGAAGAGUUAGUGUUGCUGAUAUAAUUGCUUUUACUGGCUCAGAAAUGAUAUCAUCAAAACCUGAUGGAUUUCUGAAAUCUUGGGAUAGCUCAAUGGAUCUUGUAAAUGUCCUUAAGCAUGAGAUGCGGGAUGGACAAUUGAGCUUUAGAGGCAAAAGGGUGCUUGAGCUUAGUUGCAGCUAUGGCCUCCCAGGAAUAUUUGCUUGCCUGAAGGGAGCUUCUACAGUUCACUUUCAAGACCUAAAUGCAGAAACAAUCAGAUGCACAACUAUUCCAAAUGUUCUGGCCAAUCUUGAACAGGCUCGUGACAGGCAAAGCCGGCAGCCGGAGAGCCCAUUGACACCAUCAAGGCAAACACUUACCCCUGCUGUGCAUUUUUAUGCUGGAGAGUGGGAAGAACUCCCAACUGUCUUGUCUAUUGUGAGGAACGAUGUAUCUGAAGUGCCAACAGGGUUGAGCCUGAGUUUUUCAGAGGAGGAUUUCAUGGAUGUGUGUAGUAGCCAAGAUGGGAGCAUCAUAGGGCAUGAAUCUUCCUCAAGGCGGUCAAGGAAGCUUUCAGGGAGCAGGGCAUGGGAAAGGGCUAGUGAGACAGACCAAGGAGAAGGUGGUUACGAUGUUAUUCUAUUGACAGAAAUCCCAUACUCAGUAACCUCCUUGAAGAAGCUGUAUGGACUAAUAAAAAAGUGCUUGAGGCCUCCCUAUGGAGUCCUAUACUUGGCCACAAAAAAGAAUUAUGUCGGCUUUAACAGCGCAGCACGGCACCUGAGAAGCCUGGUGGAUGAAGAAGGAAUCUUUGGAGCCCAUUUAGUCAAAGAGAUGACUGACAGAGAGAUAUGGAAGUUCUUCCUCAAAUGACCAACAGAUUGAAGCUCACAGACAAGCAGUAAAAUUUACCAAUAUUUAUAUUUUCAUUUAUUCAACCUUAUUUCUUUUUUUCUCAAUCAUAUAUCACAAGCUUAUGUCAAUUUCUCAGUGAGUAUAAAUGAAUGAGGAUUGACAAAAAAUUCCCCGGUCUCCUAAUUUUGUUGCCUGCCUUGUUUAAUCAUCUUUCCUUCAUUUUUACUUUCUUUUCCUAGGUGUAUUGUAUCUUAAGCUGUAAAUCAAAAGAUGUAGUAAACUCUAGAGUUCUUGUUUUAUCAAAUUUAUAUAUCAAUUCCCAUUUUGUGACAUUCUUCUGAUUCUAUGCAACA